CACAUAUUUUCAUUCUGGAUUCCCAAAAGAGGACAUACUUGGACAUCUACAAGAUGGAUUUAGCGGAGACGAUGAAGAGUGUGUUGGCAAAGAGCACGGGCGGUUCGGGCAGCACGGCAAGCACGUCUAGCGCAGCGCCGCCACACGGCGGUGAAGGAUACGUCACGGAAAAGCUGUACAUGCUGUUACAGCUGUACCUACAGAAUAAAGGAUGGAGCAGUAUAGAACUUCUCCAAUGUUUCAGUGAUCUCAAAGAAUCGUCUAUGCUUCCCAGUGCAGCUUAUUUACAAAUGAUGGCAUCAAGAGUGGGCUUGGAUACACAAGGUAGACUGAUACUCCGUGAGAACGGCAAGAUAAUUCUCCCAUAUGAACACUUUGCUAAUGCUGUGAUGUUAAAACACAUGAAUGGUCCACAUGGACUUCAUCUUGGUUUGGAAGCUACAGUUAGAGCUGUUGUAGAAUCAUAUACAAUAGGCAGAGAGCAAUUUGGCAUGGAGAAGGAAUUUAUAGUGGAAGUAGUACAGAACUGCCCAAAUCCUGCAUGUCGGUAUUACAAAAACCAACUGGAGAUGACGCAGAAGUCCAUUCAACAGCAUUUGUCACAGCAGCCUACCUAUAUCCCAGACACAACGGGGGCAAAUCUGUCAGACACUCAGGCUGUGGAGCGGUUGUUACGCAGCACAGCGCUGGCUCAGGAUUACCAGCUGCCACUCGCGCCACACCUCGCCGCGCUUAGUGAGUUGCUCUCUGGUCUGACCUCGGACAAGAGCGACCGACGCGCACAGGAGAAACUUUCACACCAACAGCUCCUACUACAACAUCAGGGUCGUUCUCUCUCCCACCAAUCGACCCUCGACAAGUACGCCCACUCGCAGCGUACCUCUAGUUCAGCGCAAUCAACUCUCGACACAAAGACUUCCAAACAUCACUAUACUGAUGAACAUAAGUUGACUGAUUUUCUAAGAGCUAACCUGGAGAGUCUGGAGUCUCUAUCCGGCGGGGCUAGUGUAAGCGCCACCGCGGCUAGUGGGGGUACAUCGGGUGGAAGCGGUAGUGGGGGCGCAGGCGGACAGGAACGUGUAGUACGUGCCUUCGCGGAGUUGGCGCGUAACCUGCAGCGCAUGCGUCCUUGCGUACGCCCCGCCAUGUGCAAGCCCUACGGAAAGCAAAGCGAGCAGCUGCAAAAGAUUCUUCUGGACACAAUCCAGCUGGUACAGUCGCUGCGUAGCUAUCUGCCGCCGCCACACAUUCAAGUCACUUCGUGGAAGAACGAUGACAAGAUUCGUUCAAACAACAUGGAUGAGCUGGAGAACCGCAAGAUAGUGAGUGGGAACUAGCCCCUGGAUGUUCUCGCCGUCGACAGCUAAACGGCGCUACUACUCUCGUUUGCAAGUACACAAUUUAUACGACCAUUAUUAUUGACGUUAACAUGGAUUUUAAAAUAAUUUUUGUUGCACAACGAAAAAGGGAGCUCUGCUUCCCACGUUAUAUUUCGGCAGGGCCGAACUUUAACCAUAUACAGGUGUAGCAAUAAGUUCCGAUCACAUUAUACUACAACAAACAAGCAAAAAUUAAGCAUAAUUCAUCAAUAUAACAUAACAUUUUUGAUUUCCCACACAAAUGGCAGUGCAAUUUUAUUUUCCUAAAUUUGUUUCUUAUAUAAAGAAUACAACGUACAAGACAGCUGAAGUAUGGCCGGGUUUUUUGUUACACCUGUGUAUAAGAUCUUUCACGAAGCUUUAAAUAAUAUUCAGAAUACCAGUGAACGAGAGUACUACGGUACUAAUUUUUAUAGUCCAAGCUUCGGAGGUGUUAGAGAUAAGUUGACAUACAUUGUUGACUUAGUCUAAUAUGUUAUAUGAGCAUGACAUCAUAAUUUUGUCUAUGAUGAGGUAAUAAAAAUCUUAAAGAUAAAAUCUUAAUGGUUAUAUACAUAUAAAGUAAAAAUUCAUGUAAGUUAUAUUAUAUUUGAAUUAUCGGAUGUUUUUCUUGAAAACAUGUACAUGUCAGCACAUCGUAACCGUAUAAUUAAUUAAAAAUGAAUCUUAAU
Hyposmocoma kahamanoa is the source of this 2050-nucleotide messenger RNA. RefSeq lists its product as uncharacterized. NCBI's taxonomy places the organism in Eukaryota, Metazoa, Arthropoda, Insecta, Lepidoptera, Cosmopterigidae. The record is from RefSeq and is a predicted model, not a curated record. The transcript is spliced from 9 exons. The coding region runs from base 54 to 1337 and encodes 427 amino acids.